Molecule: messenger RNA, 1103 nt
Organism: Olea europaea var. sylvestris
Lineage: Eukaryota; Viridiplantae; Streptophyta; Magnoliopsida; Lamiales; Oleaceae
Product: stem-specific protein TSJT1-like
Exons: 4
Coding region: 166-930 (254 amino acids)
Source: RefSeq, a predicted model, not a curated record
AUCUGAAUUGCGUGGGAGGGGACGCGUUGAAUGUGUUUUCAGUUGCAGCCAAUAUAGGACAAGAAUAUUGCAGACAUCUUCAUCGCCCCAUUAUCUUGCUUUAAAUAAGCAUCCAUACAGUUUAAUUUUAGGCAGUAGCCUAAAGUUUCGGAUUUCUGCUGCAAAAUGUUAACCGUUUUUGAGAAAUCCAUCGGUAAACCUCCGCAAGAACUGUCACUUCCGCUUGCAGGGAGCUCCGGCUUAAAAAAUACUCGCCAAGAAAUCGCAGAAAUAUUCCGUUCAUGGAGGUCAGAUUCAACAUUUUACAACUUUCGAAACGGGAACUUCUUGGCUUUGUCUCGUGAAGAUCAAAAUCCAGUGCAUCCAAGGUCUAUUGUGGUUAUGGAUGAUAUUUUCUGCAUUUUCUCCGGGGCUUUGGAUAAUACUUGUGAUCUCCGACGAUAUUACGGCCUUUCGAGACAGGCAACGGAAGCCAUGAUAAUCAUAGAGGCUUAUAAAGUGUUAAGAGAUCGAGCACCCUAUCCUCCUGAUCAAGUUAUCAAAGAACUUGAAGGGAAAUUUGCUUUCAUUUUAUUUGAUUCAAAAGCUUCAGUCCUCCUCCUAGCCAGGGACCGUGAUGGUAGUGUACAACUCCACUGGGGGACUGCAGCAGAUGGAUCCUUAGUUUGCUCUGAUGAUCCCAAUCUCAUCUCAGCUGCUUGUGGAAAAUGCUAUACGCCUUUCCCUCCUGGCUGUAUCUUUAUGAGUGGUACUGGCUUGAUUUGUUUUGAUCAUCCACUUCAUAAGGUAAGAGCAAUUGCACGAGAGGACGAUGAAGGAAAUACUGGGGCUGUCAUUUUUCAAGUGGACUUGUUUACAAGACUUCCCAGCAUUCCCCGGACGGGUAGUGCAGCAAAUUGGGCAGGUGCCACUGCUGUUGAAGGAGAAUAAAACCACCCCAGGGCUUCCUUUUCUCAUGUAAUUUCAACAUCUUCAGAGCAUGGUUUAAAUUUCUUUCUUUAUUUUUUUUUUCUGUGGGUUGUUCUUCUAUUUUUGCUUUGGAAUCUUUAAUCAAUUUGUUUGGAAUGAAUUAAGUUUGAGUUGAGCCUAUCAAUUUAUGAAUA